Messenger RNA from Annulohypoxylon maeteangense, 3105 nucleotides. RefSeq lists its product as uncharacterized. The record is from RefSeq and is a predicted model, not a curated record. Bases 128 to 2656 code for a protein of 842 amino acids. Gene Ontology annotation, molecular function: calcium ion binding; calcium channel activity. NCBI's taxonomy places the organism in Eukaryota, Fungi, Ascomycota, Sordariomycetes, Xylariales, Hypoxylaceae. Gene Ontology annotation, biological process: calcium ion transmembrane transport; intracellular calcium ion homeostasis. The transcript is spliced from 2 exons. Gene Ontology annotation, cellular component: membrane.
CUUGGAUUAUUGUUCGAUGUUGGUGGUUCAUUGCAUUGGUUAAUGGUUGAUCGCUGGCGGCUUAUUGGAAAGCUGAUAUUGAUACUACUUCUACAUCAGCAAAUUAAUCAUAGACACCAUAUGCACCAUGGCUUCCGGAGAAUAUGACGAGAAAACCUCUCCUACGCUAACCCACGCCCCGACCGUCUCAGAUACCGCCAUCGGCGAUUCGGAAAAGUACCCUGAAGAAAACGAGAAGUUCCCUGAGGAGCCGUCACAUCAUCUUCAGGUCCCUUCCGAAUCCGGCCGAAUGCCCCUGGAUCAAGGAACCCUCGGAAGUCUUUCUAAGACGGAAUCCAGGGAACAGAACACUCGAUUUAUGGACGAUCUUACGGUUGUCCAGGCAGAACGGAAUAUUAGCCAACAAGAAUCGGCCGAACUUCGUCGUGCUCACUCUAAAGCUAGGAGCCAUGAGCCUCCGGUGAAGGAAGAUGUGUUUAACCAACCCGCCCAGGCCCCAACUCUUGUCGGCCUGGCCCCCGAACCCCCAACCCAAGUGAAUAAGGCGAUCCGGCGAAUUAAGAAAUUGCCUCGGAUAGUUCGAUAUUUCUUAUACAGCUUACCCGUAACGAUAAUACUGUUAGUCCCGGUACUACUUGGUGGACUCCUACCCCAAGAGAGUCAGGCUGUUAUUGGCGGCCCCGGUGGUGUCCAGUUGAUGUGGUUCGGUAUCUGGCUCGAAGUCAUAUGGUUAUCACUAUGGGCUGCCAGAAUUAUGACUGCCAUUAUGCCGAUCCUGAUGACUACGUGUGCCAAGAUACUAUCAGGAAAUCCUAAGAAGUGGAAUGGAAUCGGCCGUCAACUGGAGUUGCAUACAGCCCUGUUUCUCUGGAUGCUAGCCGUACUAAUUUCAUAUUAUCCUAUCUUGAAUAACCACAAGAUACCGGCUCGAGUGCCAGAAGACGGCGAUAGUCAAUAUCCCGACAUCGAAUGGAUCGAUGUUUGCAACAAAAUCAUAACUGCGGUAUUUGUUUUGGCCAUCUUGAAUUUCGUCGAAAAGAUAUUCGUACAAUGGGUUGCUUCGACUUUUCACAAGAGAACAUAUGCGUCACGUAUCGAGACAAAUAAGACGGCUAUAUCAUACCUAGUUCACCUCUACGAGCAUUCUAAAGAUAGAUUGGUUCCAGAAGCAUCAGUCAUGAAUGACCACGGUCCAGGAUCUGGCAGCAAGACACCCAUGGCGUUCAUAUCAGAUAACGCUCGCGAUACUAUGGCGAAAGUUGGCGAUACAUUGAACCGUGUGGCCGGUGAUUUCACCGGGCGUGAAGUCCGGCUCAGGAAUCAUCCACGGAAAGUUGUGUCCGAGUUGCUCCGAAAUACCAAUUCUGCGCAAGUGCUAGCUCGACGUCUUUUUCGGACCUACGCCAAACCCGGCACUGAAGUUUUGCUGCCACUGGAUUUGAGCCCAGCUUUCACUAACGCAGACGAAGCCGACGCUGCAUUUAACGUAUUUGACCGCGAUUUUAACGGCGAUGUCUCAAUGGAAGAGCUGGAGGCGUUCUGUGAUGAAGUUCACCGCGAAAAGAAGGCCAUAGCAGCUUCUCUUAAGGACUUAGACUCUGUCAUUAAGAAAUUGGACAGGGUCUUCUUUUUCGUUUGUGUGAUCGUUGCGAUCCUCGUCUUCAUCUCGAUCAUAUCGACUAGUACUGCAGCCGCACUGGCAUCAUUGGGUACUGCCGUUUUGGGUCUCGCGUGGGUGCUACAGGCAACGGCUCAGGAAUUCCUGCAAUCUAUCAUAUUCGUUUUCGUGAAGCAUCCGUUCGACGUUGGCGACCGAGUCACUGUGUACGGCAACACUGGAUCCUUGAUGAGAGGCGACGACUAUUACGUCACGGAGAUCUCUCUGCUAUACACCGAAUUCAAAAAGAUGGAGGGUCACAUAGUUCAGGCCCCCAACUCGAUUCUCAAUACCCUGUUCAUUCUCAACCAUCGUCGCAGUGGCCAAUUAGCCGACGUGUUUGAACUGCGGAUGAGGUACGGUACUCCGGGAACCGUGAUCAAGGAGCUUGAGAAUCGCAUGACGGAAUAUGUCUUAGCCAACAAGCGCGACUUCACGGGUAAAAUCCUGACGGAACUUAAGGGCUUCGAGGAUGCGUACUGUAUGACGGUCAAUCUCAUCUGCUUCCACAAGACAAGCUUUCAAAACGAGCUACUCCGUCUUAUUCGACACAACAAGUUUGCUCUUGAAUUGAUGGCUCAGAUGGUUGCUCUCGGGAUCGAGCAACCUCGCCGACAAUACCAAAUCUCCGGAAAGGACUGGCCCGUUUUCCAGUCCAACAUACAACCACCUUCAUACGAGGAACGAAAUCCGACUGUGGACCCUUCUAUAUUGACUGCUACUCGUCGGCGAGCCAACUCGCACGUCACCGACACUACGGGGGACGUCUUCCAAGACGUUUUUGUUAUGCGGAAGAACAGCAAUCCAAGCUUCAGCCAUCCCCCGCGUAUACCCGAGGAGCCUGCCGAGGCGAGCGGUGCUCUUGGAAGCAGUACUCAGCUGGAAAAGUACCCCUCCAACGGCAGCGGCGGUCGUAGCAGCCGCAAAAACCUAUUUGCCCGCACCAUGACUCUUAGAAAGAGCACCGAACGCUCCGAGCGAGAUAGGGAUAUCGUUUAAGGAGCCCACAGCGUCUCGAUGACGAGAGAAAAUUGGCCCAGCGUACAUUAAUGAUUAAUGGAACAUAUUCGGUUUUCUUUUUAUUCAGUAACGCAUAGACUAGCAUGACAUUACUCGGUAUAGACUGGUCAUAUACCCAUCUAGGCUGGACGUGGUAGAUAGUGGAGUGGCGUACAAACAGCAAUGGAUUGUUUAUUAUUUUUUACGCAUCUAUUCAUUCAUCCUUCUUUCCGGGCUCACGGUGAAUGUGACUAGGUAGUGAUCUGCUGAAACUAUCGAUGUGUAAAACUUGAUUUCCUCGCAGCUGUUCAGGGUUUUGUUUUGGAUGAGGCGGAGGGGAUAACCACGGUACUUCUUACCUUGGUUCGUUACGGGGCUGGGUGGAUUGUGGAGGGAGAUUAGAACGUGUGGUUGGCGAGAGGGUCGUCGAGCUAUGAACGUACGAUGGC